Monodelphis domestica (gray short-tailed opossum) is the source of this 9623-nucleotide messenger RNA. It is a transcript of the gene NR2C2, whose product is annotated as nuclear receptor subfamily 2 group C member 2. The record is from RefSeq and is a predicted model, not a curated record. NCBI's taxonomy places the organism in Eukaryota, Metazoa, Chordata, Mammalia, Didelphimorphia, Didelphidae. Gene Ontology annotation, biological process: regulation of DNA-templated transcription. Gene Ontology annotation, molecular function: DNA-binding transcription factor activity; sequence-specific DNA binding; zinc ion binding.
CCCCUCGUUCGCCCGCCGCCCGCCCGCGGGAAGCGGCUGCCCCGGCCCUCCGUCCCGCCCGCCGCCCGCCCCCGCCGCAGACACGGGACCAGCUUCGGGGUCAGAUUCGAAGCCGCUUUGGCGCCAAAUCCUGAGGUUCUCUAAUGAUCUUGCUUCACCAUGGCAACAAAUAUGGAGGUGCUGGCUCAGCAGAUAGUGGAGACACAGCAGGUGGCUGAGGUACAGACUGUGCAGACAUCACUUUCUGAAUCUCCAGUAAUGACCAGCCCCUCACAGCGCAUCCAGAUAAUCUCUACAGAUUCUUCAGUUGCUUCACCACAACGAAUUCAGAUUGUGACAGAUCAGCAAACAGGACAGAAAAUCCAGAUAGUGACUGCAGUGGACUCCUCCGUAUCCCCGAAACAGCAAUUUAUCUUGACCAGUCCAGAUGGAACUGGAACAGGAAAGGUGAUAUUGGCAUCACCUGAGACAUCCAGUGCCAAGCAGCUUAUUUUCACCACCACGGACAACCUGGUUCCUGGCAGAAUCCAAAUUGUGACUGAUUCUGCUUCUGUUGAGCGCUUACUGGGAAAAGCAGAUGUCCAGCGGCCCCAAGUGGUAGAAUAUUGUGUGGUGUGCGGAGACAAAGCAUCAGGUCGUCACUAUGGGGCUGUCAGUUGUGAAGGCUGCAAAGGUUUCUUUAAAAGAAGUGUAAGGAAGAAUUUGACCUACAGUUGCCGAAGCAACCAGGACUGUAUCAUCAAUAAACAUCAUCGGAACCGCUGCCAAUUUUGUAGACUUAAAAAGUGCUUAGAAAUGGGAAUGAAAAUGGAAUCUGUUCAGAGUGAAAGGAAGCCUUUUGAUGUGCAACGGGAAAAACCAACCAAUUGUGCAGCUUCAACAGAAAAAAUAUACAUCAGGAAAGACUUAAGAAGUCCCUUGAUAGCCACACCAACUUUUGUAGCAGACAAAGAUGGAACAAGGCAGACAGGCCUUCUUGAUCCAGGAAUGCUUGUCAAUAUCCAACAGCCUUUGAUACGUGAUGAUGGCACAGUCCUCCUUGCUGCUGACUCCAAGGCUGAGACAAGCCAGGGUGCUCUAGGCACAUUGGCAAAUGUAGUGACAUCCCUUGCCAACCUCAAUGAAACUCUGAAUAACGGUGACCCUUCAGAAAUCCAACAAGAGGACCAAUCAGCAAGUGAGAUCACUCGGGCAUUUGAUACUUUGGCAAAAGCUCUUAACACCACAGAUGGCUCUUCAACACCAAACUUAGCAGAUGGGAUGGAUCCUACAGGAGGAGGGAACAUUCAUGUCAUCAGUAGAGAUCAGUCAACACCCAUCAUCGAAGUAGAAGGACCGCUACUUACCGAUACACAUGUCACAUUUAAACUUACAAUGCCUAGCCCAAUGCCAGAGUACCUCAAUGUACAUUACAUCUGUGAGUCAGCAUCAAGGUUGCUGUUCCUCUCAAUGCACUGGGCCAGAUCCAUUCCUGCCUUUCAGGCCCUUGGUCAAGACUGUAAUACAAGCCUGGUCCGUGCAUGCUGGAAUGAGCUCUUCACCUUGGGGCUGGCCCAGUGUUCCCAAGUGAUGAGCCUCUCCACUAUUCUGGCAGCUAUCGUGAACCACUUACAGAAUAGCAUACAGGAAGAUAAACUUUCUGGUGACAGAAUAAAGCAAGUCAUGGAACACAUCUGGAAACUUCAGGAGUUUUGUAACAGUAUGGCUAAACUUGACAUUGAUGGGUAUGAAUAUGCAUACCUUAAGGCUAUUGUCCUUUUUAGCCCUGAUCAUCCUGGUUUGACCAGUACAAGCCAAAUAGAAAAAUUCCAAGAGAAGGCACAGAUGGAGUUACAGGACUAUGUGCAGAAAACCUAUUCAGAAGACACAUACAGGCUGGCUCGGAUUCUUGUUCGUCUCCCAGCACUUAGGCUGAUGAGCUCCAGUAUUACCGAAGAACUAUUUUUUACUGGUCUCAUCGGCAAUGUUUCAAUAGACAGCAUAAUCCCCUACAUUCUGAAAAUGGAAACCGCAGAGUACAAUGGCCAGAUAACAGGAACGAACUUAUAGUGGGAACAACACAUCUUCAUGGAUCAAAAUAAUUUUCAUAGAACCAGUAACCACACCAUUAAGAUAUAAAGAAAAUAAAAAUAGUGAUAUUUUGGUAUGUACAGAUAUUUCCCGUAUGUUAACCAUUUCCUACCUGAUUUCUUCUUGUCUAGGAGACCCCAAUAGUAGCUAUUGAAAGCCUAGGCUCCUUUUCUGCCACAAGGAAUAUUUUAAUGACUUUUGAUUUCAAAAAAACAAAUAAGGUGUCAGAUUUCUGAGUGACCUUUUAACUCACUUUGUAUUUAGAAGUUGACAAAGGGCAAAAAAAAAAGUUUUAUAAUGUCAGAGACUAGUAUUAAAGAAUACUGAAAACAGUAUCUGUAUAUACAUAUAUAACAGUGUCCUUGGGAAAAUUUAGCAGUUAAUUACCAGGGUAAUGACAUAAGCACUUUCUAAGAACUUCUUGUCCACUUGAUAAUGUUAUCAGUAUCCUGCCUAUGAAUAGGCAAGGAGGAAAUGAUAGAUGUCCUUGGCCAAAAUGCUAAUGAUUUCUGUGAAAACUUAGAGGGGGACAGAAAAAGAGACAAUCACUUCUACUUCGGGCAAAAAGGCAUUGUGAGUUUGUAUGCACAUGUAGUGUGCAUCUUUGCAGUCCUCCAAACUACUGAGAAUGUGAUUUAUUUACAGCAUGAAAUAAAGGAAAUGUCUAUAGCACAAUUAGCAGCCCAAUAACUGCCACAGCCAUGACGUGCACAGGGAGACCAAGAGAGCGACAGUCUGUAGACGUGGUGGGUGACCAGGAGCCCUCCGAUUCCUGAGGCGCUAUAGUCCAGCCUCCAGGAGAGGUUUGCACAGUCACUGAGAACCAGAACACUUGUUUGGAUAACUGGUUCUAGGAGUUGCAAUGCAAUUAGUCAGUGAUUAACUGCCAAGACUGACGUUCAGGUUAUCCAAUAACUGAAUUCACCCCAAUUCCCUCCUGCCUCCUAUUAGCUCCACAGUGUGGUGAGCGUUUUAGGGGCCUCUGCAGGCCCAGCAGUCUGAGAACUUUGCAUCAGAAAAAUAGAAAGUUUUUCUCCCUCUGCCUCAGUUCCCUGAAUUCUCCCAUUUCACUUUACAUUGAUGUCCCAUUUGGGAUGGCAUCCAGAAUAUAUCCUAUAAAAAAUCAUGUACUCUUGCAGUUAAUGACUAAUCAUUUGUGUUAAGGUUACUAAUGAUUUUGGUUUUUGUAAUGGAGAAGUGACUCACAGUAUCAGGGUAUUAAUUUGAUAUUGAUAAGUUCCUGCUUAAAUUGAAUAGGACGUGUCAUGGGAUUGAUUCUCUCUGUUGUCAUUCAGACAGUAGUCCUAUUGCUUUUAUUAUGUCUUCAUCAAAUUGCAUUCAUAAAACUUAACCUUUCUGUACAGAAGGCAGCUGCUGAGAUGAUGAGGAUAGGCACCUGAUGUGUGCUUUACAUUUGAAAACAAUGGGCUUUGUGCAUCCACUUUUAUGAGGUCCUGUUUUGCCUGGCAUGUUUGACACCUUGGGCUCCCGGGUAUGAUUUUAGCAAAGAAUGUGUCCACUGUUGUUUUAAAAAAUUAACAGUCCUAAAUGAUAGUCCAGAUAGCACAUUUAAAUUAACUCAGAAAGUUGUAGAUAGGGGCAAAAUUUAUCCAGAAUCUAGAUUCACCUUUUUGUUCCCUAUUUAUGUUCAUGCUAAUUAAGAAAAUUCAUCUCAUAAUGUCAAGUUUCAGCAUUAUGUCCCUUGACAAAUGGGUGUUAGCAAUGGCAGGUGACAGUUUUGAGGUAAUAAAUAUUAUCUUUAAAUAGCUAAAUAAGUUCUACUGGCCGUAUCAUUACCCUUUACAGGAAAACUUUUCCCCUGGCCUUUGGCGCUUGCAGAUACAGCUUAUUCCUGAUUUUGAUCCAACACAUUCCAUAGCUUUCUUUUAAUAAUAAUUGGAAAUAUUAACUGCCCAGGAUUACAUACAAAGUUCAAGAGAAAAUUAAUCAUCCCUACCACUGCUCUUUUUGUUCCCUGUGCCACCUUGAUAAAUGAGCUAAAAGCUGCCAUAGCUUUCUGAAGUCUCUAUUCAGAAUCAAUCAAAAUUAAGUAUUAGCCAUUCUUUAUGACAGAGUCAUUGUUAGUAGGAAACUCGUUCACAUGAUAUUCAUAUCAGCCCCCACUUUUAAAUCUAAUUUUGGUGAGAUACAACGAUGUGAUCAUUUUUAAAUUAUGUAUAUGUAAGGGAAAAUAAUACAUUUUUUCCCAACAUUUUGGUAGGACUUUUUUGAGUUGUUUUUUUUUUUAUUGACUCCCAGAUGGUUUUAAUGACGAAGGAAAAAGAAAAUUGACCAAAAUAAUGAAGUUUAUCUGUCUAGGUCAGUACAGAGGAUAAUGGUAGACAACACUUAUGAACAGUAGGUAUCCCAUAAAAAUGAUACCCUUUUAAAAAAGCAAGCCCUAAUGAUCAUGUGGUGUUCUAGAACACACACAACCAUAAUGGCUCUGAGCUCCCCAUGGAGAGCAGCUUUGAUCAGGGAUAAGACAGCAAUUGUAUUGAUGCAUGCUAUUUCAUUUGGGGGGUUGGGGAGUGGGAAGCAUUUCCAUGUUCAUUAUGUUGUUUUGAUUUAAACUCUCGUUAUCAAAGUGGGAUAGACUCUCAUAAGACUUAGAAUAAUUCCAGUUAUGUUAAUAAGAUAGAUCAUCAUAAGCUUUAUGUUUCUCUUCUAUAAAUUACUCAAAUGUGCUUUGGCAAAGAACUUAUUUGUAAAUAAAGACUAUACAUAUAGGUCAUUGAGAGCAACCUUAAAAAAAAAUUAGGAUUUGUGCUACAGUGACUUCAUAGUGCCUGAAGAAAAAAUAAGUCAACUUUAGUUCUGUUUAUUUGUUUCCAUUAUUUUAAAAAUACCUUUGCCUAUCCCAACCAAGCUGCUUCUAAGUAAACAAAAAUAUUUUCAUUUUUGAAACACUCCCCUUAAUGCCUAAAUUCUUCUUGUUUCAAUCAUCAAAGAAUAAUUUUCCAUAAGAAUUAUUUCAAAUGAAUGAUAAAUUCUGUCCCAUGAGAAAUUGUCUAGAGCCUAGAUCUUUAUCAUCUUGUCUUUAUUUUCAGCAAUUGAGGGAAAAAAAACAUCUCUUGGGUCAUGACUUCUUUAAAGGAAUUCUUUUCAAAAGAUUGGACUCAAACUUUGAACCCAGCCUUGAUUAUUACCAUUCCUUGUUAUAAGAGUUUACAGAACACCAAGUUUAGCAAUGAGAGAGAUCAGGUUUCUCACUAUCAGCUAACUAAUCUGAAUGAUAGGAAUGACAGUUGUCACCAGACUCUAUGAAGUCUUUUUAGUAUACACUAAUAAAAAGAAUAUGCCUUCAGGCUGGAGAGUGCUCUUAACAAUGGCCAAAUACUUAGCAUUUGGCUAUCACCUGGUAUCCUGGAGUAGAGCCACAAACAAAUACUUUUUUUCUCUUUUACAAUUUAGGAGACAUUUUCCCAACUCCACAUAUAAACGCUGUGCUACAGCACAGUCAAAUACCCAGAAUGCAUGACAUUGAUAUCCUUGCUAAUAAUGGGGUAUGCCUGAGGUUAAAAAAUUAAUAAUGACUCAUUUCAGAAGUGCAAUAGCUCCAUCUGAAGAAGGAUCUGGCAUCUGGCCUAUAGAAGAAGUACUUAUAUCCUGAAAAACAGGCUAUAUAAAUUACCAGGAAGAAAUUUGGUUAAGGAGAAUGAAUGUAUCCAAGCAUUUUCUUAAAACCUGAAUGCAGGGAGGGCAACAGCCUAGUUCUGGUUCUCUGAUUAAAAAUUUUAAAAAUAUAAAAAACACUUGGGAGAGAAUCUCCUGAUUCUGAAAACUCUUAGAUUCAGCUCAAAGACAAAAAAAAAAGGUAUCUACACCCUGGCCCUUCCUGACUCAGUCUCCCACUCACUGCCCCCUGUUUUAGCAUUCCUCUCUUGUGUAACAGUCAGGAAAGGGACUUUCUCUGGAGUCAUAAGGUAGACAUGGUGUUCAGCUUCCUCGCAAACACAUACCCUUAAAUUCUUUUAUUAAAUAAAAUCUUGCCUGAAGACUUCUGUAGCACCUGUGAAUUUUAAAAGACAGUAAUACUGACCCUUGAAAGAACUUGGAAUGGUCUAAAUUGUAAAAGAAGAUAAUUAUCCUUUUCUAAUUUCUAUUAGGUUUUACACAGAUCAAAAUUUUAAACAAUACUAAAAACAUUUUUAGUAAGCCUAACAUAAUUUUUCUAGUUGUGAAAUUUAUAUUCUGAUGAUUUUUUAAAAAAAUAUUAUUUAUUGUCUAGUUCUUUUCCAAGAAUGUGAUGAGUCUGGGGGUUGUGUUUUUUUGCAGUUUAGUAUGUAUUUGUUGUGUGAGUUAGAUGUGUCCUAUAAUUCUCCAAGUCAAGGAUGAUUUUUUUUAGGUUCUGUCAGAGUCAGUAUUAAAUGUGAAUUGGGGUUCAUGAUGUUUAAGAUGUCAGGCCAAUGACAAUGUGGCUGCAUCUGUUCUUUUAUAGGCAUCUUUAUGUUUUAAACCCAUCAUAUAAUUUACUUGUGUCUACACUACAGACCUAGAUUUUGAUUUACUUAGAGGGUAGGUGCACAGAGCCAUAAAAGGUCGAUAAAUGUAGUACAUUCAAUCUGGAGAAAAAUAUCCUUAUCCUUUUUGUAAAUUUAUGUUGAGAUGCAUCUUCAGAUCUAUUAUUUGUUCCAUACCAGAUGUGUGUUUCGUAGGUGUCUUUUUUAAUCUAAGACAGCUCAAGUUUGGAAACAGUUCUUGGUAGACAGACCUCAUACGUGGAUUAAUUUGGGUGUGAAUCAUUCCUGUUUUCCAUUGUAGAUACAUCACAAUGAGACCCCAACCUUUCUUUGACUCACUAUCUCUUGAUGUAGCUUACUUGGAGCAGGUUCUCAGUUCAUUACAGUGACCGCCCUUUUAUCACAGCUGGCAGAGUAGAAUGCUUACUCUACUUGCUUCUUCUUGUCUCACUUUUUCAAACCCUUUGGAAUAUGGGAGAUUUAAUAAGAGAAUUCUUCACUCUGAUGUAAGGAUAAAGAGAAAGGGCCCUAAUAGACUUGGAGUUAUUUGAAGGGUGGGUUUUGUAUGCAGGUUUAUAAAUAUCUUCAUUGUGUGCCUCCCAAAAUUGUGCAUUUCUGCAUGUCCUGUACUAGAAAUCACUUCAGCAACUGAUGUAUGUGUACAGAUUUGUAUGUACGUGUGUAUGAAUGAAUGACUUUAUAAGUGUUUAUAUCUUAUAUAUAUAUAUGUACAGUGUAAAUAUGUGUGUACGUUUAUAUAUAUGUAUAUUAUGUAUACAGAUAUGUAGCCAUGUAUUCAAACAUUUUUAUGUUUAAAGAGAGUUUAUGAUUGAGUUGCUAAUGUGAGCUAAAUUGUCUUCAAUGUUUAUACAGUCCCUCAGCAUUGGAGGUUUUCCCAAACCUUUUUAUAUUUUUCUUAUUUGGGGAGCAAGACACCACCCAGGGAAAGAAAAGUUAGUUAAAGUCUAACUGUACAAGUAAAAAAAAGACAAAAGACAAAAUAAAAACAAUUCCAGAAGAAUGCACAUGUCCAUCUAUUCCCUAACUGUGUGAGAGAAGGAUGACGAGUUCAGGGGGCAAGGGGGCAAGGGGCACACUAGUUGACCAUGUCUCCAUUGUAGUCAUUCUUCUCCCUGUUUUCUUCAGUGCUAAGCUGGAAGAAGACGAAGUGAGGGUGGGAUGUGCACAACUAAAAUUACGUUGCACUUCUCAGUUUUCCAGAGUACCCUAUUCUGGCUGUAGUUGGCACAUGUGCAGGCAUUCUCUUAAAAGAGUACAUUGGAAAAUCCAGAGAUGAAGAAGAGGAGGUCAUUUCAGUGAUGUGGGAUCAGUUCUCACAUUCCUUGUGGCAUCAAGCAGAAAGAUCCUUUCAGACUAACUGCCAGGGGUUGUGUUUUCUAAUGUUCCUGGUGGGGAGGGAUUUGGGAGAGUCGAGAGAAGGGGAGCAAGUAAGGGAAAAAAAUGACCUAUUCACGGGCAACUAUGAAAGGCAAGAACUUUUUUUUCAAUCGUGUUCCAUUUUUAGAGGAAGGAAAAACAUUAAUAUUAAAUUACCACUGUUGACUUUUAUGUGGCACUCAUUUUAGCUACUAGACUGAAAUUAUGUGUAGUCACCUGAAAUCAGCUGGUUUGGGGGUUUUUUUCUGACCAUCAAUUAUAUUUAGUUUUAAAUUCAGGCUACAGAUGACUCUAAUACUACUUUGUGUGUGUACCCUCAAUGAUAAAUGUAGAACCCUUUCUGUCAAAUUUCAUACUGCUGCUUUUAAACAGAAGUUCCAUGUGGAUUAAAAAUGAGAAGUUCCACCUAAAGAGGAAACCAUUAUCCAUAUUAACCAUGGGGCAGUAAACAACAUUUUGACAGAAUUCUAUUGCAGGAAUCUGGUUUACAAAAAUAUUAUUAAAAAGGCAGCAUACUGAAACAAAUAUUUUAAUGACUUAAAAAAAAUAAGAGGUGUAGGUCACAUGGGAUUUUUUAAAACAAAACAAAUUACCACCGAGAUGAGUGAAUUGUUUAGACACUUUAUGGCUGUCCCUAGUCCAACAGGAAGCUGUGGGACUCUUAUUGAUUUCAAUAACAAUUAUCCCACUGACACUUGCUUUCUAAGGAAGAGUGAGGGGGAAACCUGGUGCAAAAAAAUUAAAUUUUGAUGACAAUGCAAUUAUUUUUAAAAAAUAAAUUUCUUUUAAAAGUAGAUUAAUCAAAUCGGCAGCUAUUUCACAGAAUAAGUAAAGUGGCUUUUAAAAAGAAGGCACUCAUGUCCUCUGAGUAGUGUGAUAGUUGGGGAAAAGAAGAGUGUAUGGAGCUUUUUUCUUUCUUUCUUUCUUUUAAUGCAGAUUGGUUUCUGAUUAACCCAGGAAGUUUGAAGUGCCUGUUUUGAAUAUUUACAUCCACAUAGCACCUAGGAAACUAUGCUGGAGAAGAUCGCCAGUGUUAGUUCUUGAAACGUUUGCUUUAGUGUUUUAGUUUACAGUCGAAAUGAAGAGAUGUUCACAUUGAGCAAGGUAAUUAUUUAGGAAAAAUAGAAUAACUAAUCAUUUAAGUCAUCCUAGCACCAUGAAAGUCAAUGCUGCUGCCACAUAAAAUUCAAGGGCUGGACUAUUCCUAGAGCCCAUCCAUUCUUCAGAACGUUUUUGUCAAUCCCAACCCCUCCUCCUCCCCGGCACCCUCUGCCUCAUGGAAUAGGGCUGCUCCAGGAGAAGUCAGACCGUAGAUUUCCUCGGGACCUUUUCUGUAACCUCCGAUCUUCAUCUUAGCAAGUGUUGUUUAUGCCGUUACAUUUUAAUUCCAGGUUUCAAACCUGCCACAGAGGCUGUUGCUUUCUCACAGCUUGGUAGAGACUGACUUUGUACAUGUGAUGGCAUCUAAAAAAAAUAAUAGCAUGUUCUUUUUUAUCUGAAUUUUAUAUCUAAUCAAUGUCUUCAGUCAUGAAGAAGAAUUUGCAUUGUUGUGUUUGUAUAUAGAGUAUUGCAGUGCAUGAAUUAGCUUAUGCAUUUUAUUAAAUGCUGUUUAAACGUGGCAUUAUAUUGUUGUGGCUUAAUACUACUACCUAAAUGAGGUUUAUACUAUUAAAAGUGAAUUACAAAUGGAAA